ACUGACAGCUAGGAAGAAGAUUUGAUUACCUAACCAAUAAAAUAAGCUACUUUGAACAAAUAAUAGACAUAUUUUGUAAAAACUGUGCUUUUAUUAAGCACAGGCCCUAACGUAGAGGUAGCAAUGAGUACAUAUGAGAUCAGCAAAUCAUCGCUCCUCAGCUUAAAGGCUGAAAUUUUAAGAAAGCAAGAAGAUGUGGCUCGAGCCAAAAUCGAAAAUGAUGGAAAAAUUAGGACUAUCAAGAAGAAAUACACCGUGAAAAAGAACAAGGGAAUUGAAAAUCGCGAAAUCAAUGACUUAACGGAGGAAGACCAUGACCUACUGAGAUUGUCCAAAUCGAGACUAGAAGCAAAAACCAAACUGUACGACAAGUUAUCAAAAGGUUCAUCUACAAACGAGGAAAAUGACCGAUUAUAUUUGGUCAGAUUUGGUGCUAAAGGCAUGUUAGCAUCUGAUCAAGGCCCUGUACCUCCAAAUGAUCUUCCAGAUGAUCUACCACCUGUAGAAGAGGAAGAAGCCUAUUCUGAUUUCGAAGAUGAUAACGUGAAUCCGGAAGAUGAUUGGGUGGAGUACACAGAUUCUCUUGGACGCUCAAGAAAAUGCCUUCGCAGAGACUUGGCAGAGUUUAAGUCCCGAGAUGCGGAUUUACGAGAAAUAGCGGAAAAACGACAGCAAAUUGCGCCUUCUCGAGACGAAGAGAAAAGGGAUGAGUUGGAAACAGCAAGCAAUAAUGAACGACAGGAUAAAGAGGUUUGCGAAAAGGAUCCUAUAGACGAAGAAAGCGAAAUGAUCUCUGGAGAUAUGAGGAGGCACAUGUUGAGACAGCAGUGGGAAAAGGAAGAAGAAGCACUAAGGGAUAAAUCUGAUAUUCAUUAUCAGAAUGUUCUGUUCAACGAGGCAAGACAACACGGUGUGGGUUAUUAUGCUUUUUCCAAGGAUGAAGAGGAAAGAGCGCAACAGCAAGCUGCAUUGAAUAAGCUGAGAGUCGAAACCGAAAAAGAACAAAAAAGGGCCAAGGAUCUGAAAACAAUCCGAGAGCAGCAAUUGGCCGCGAGAAUGAAAGCGGCUCGCAAUAGAAAAAGAGCUAGAAUGGGGUUGCCACCAGAGGAAGAUGUGGAAUCCAAUGCUCCACCUGAAGAACCAACUGAAACACCCGAGGAUAUCGAGAAGCAAAACAAAAAAGCUGAAGAAGAAAGGCGCCUAAAUGCAGCCAGGAAACGCCACGUCCGACCCUGGGAUAUAGGAAAAGACGGCGUACGACCGGAGUUCUAUGAAAUGACCCAGCACGAGUGGAACGACAAAAAGCGCAAAGAACGACCAACUGAAUUUGCUCCGCCAACCGCGUACAGCGCACGAGAAUUCAACAGCAUGAGAUCCCUGGACACGGAUAUUCAUUCCAGCAAUAAGUCUCUGAAGUUUUCCAGCAUGGAUUCCAAACGGAAGUUGCAAAACUUGAAUCCAUAUAAAAAAACAAUAAUACACGAAACCGAAUUGGAAAAACCGAAUAAUCCAGAAGAAAGCUCCAGUAUCCAAGAUGAUGAUGAUGAUGAUAAUUCUGAAAGAAAUGACCGUUUGCUUGGCGAUUACAUGCAAUCAAGGCCUCGGCUGUACAGCCCGGAAUAUCCAACGAGUGAUGCUGAACAGCAUAGUGGUAAAAUGCAGCCGGUUCCCAUAGUCAAUGAACUGGAGACCGAUGUCUAUGAAACGGAGAAGCCCAGAUUGAUGCCAAGCAAAGCAGUGCCCGUGAAGAAAGGAGUGGAAAUUCCUCCUCCUUUAACGUUUGAGCACUUUGGUCCUUCAGACAGACCAUUCUCACAUUCAUCAGCAAGAAACUCUUCGGGGCCAGUAAAUAUUGCGGCAUCAAUAGAGGCAGGUUUGAAGUUUUUACGGAACCAAACUGAAGGCACUAAACGAAGUAAAAAUGGAAAUACUUAAAUGUGGUAAUGAGGAUAUUUUAAAAUACAUAAUAAAAUUAUGUUUCUGUAUUUACGUAUGUGUUGUAAAUUCAGAAAAGUUGUAUUUACAGAAGGUAACUGAUUGAGUAUACUUUGUGCAAAAAAUGUAGAUAAUUACGGCAGUGA
Messenger RNA from Dendroctonus ponderosae (mountain pine beetle), 2081 nucleotides. Its product is annotated as coiled-coil domain-containing protein 174. The transcript is spliced from 6 exons. The record is from RefSeq and is a predicted model, not a curated record. Gene Ontology annotation, cellular component: nucleus. Lineage: Eukaryota; Metazoa; Arthropoda; Insecta; Coleoptera; Curculionidae. The coding region runs from base 124 to 1935 and encodes 603 amino acids.